GCUUGGGUGUUUUUGCCCCUCUCUUGGCGUUGAACGCGGUAGUGGCUGUCCGGAGUGCCAGGCCUGGGGUUCUCGGUGUCCUUCCCCCGGUCACGGGCGAGGAGGCGACUUGACUUCUGGGCGCCGAGCCCGGGCGCGCGCGCAAGCGGCUGCCGUCCCCGCUGCAGGUUCGCGUCCCGCUUUGCUCCUCGCGCAUCUCGGCUCGGCGGCAGCCCGGACGGCCCGGGACUGACGGCCCCAGGACAGGGGUGACCGUCGCGGCUGCGGGAGCAGAGGCGAAGCUGAGGCCCGGGGAGAGGCGACAGCGGCGAGAGCACCCGGGGAGAGGAGGAGGAGAGAAGAUGGCGUCGGAGAUGGAGCCCGAGGUGCAGGCCAUCGACCGCAGUUUGCUGGAAUGUUCUGCCGAAGAGAUCGCAGGGAGAUGGCUGCAAGCAACCGACCUCAACAGAGAAGUGUACCAGCAUUUAGCCCACUGUGUGCCCAAAAUCUACUGCCGGGGCCCUAACCCCUUCCCUCAGAAGGAAGACACGCUGGCACAGCACAUCCUGCUGGGACCGAUGGAGUGGUACAUCUGCGCUGAAGACCCUGCGCUGGGAUUUCCAAAGCUCGAGCAGGCAAACAAGCCUUCUCACCUCUGUGGCCGAGUGUUUAAAGUGGGGGAACCUACAUACUCCUGCAGAGACUGUGCAGUUGACCCCACCUGUGUUUUAUGCAUGGAGUGCUUCCUGGGAAGUAUCCAUAGAGACCAUCGAUAUAGGAUGACCACAUCGGGAGGAGGGGGCUUCUGUGACUGUGGUGACACUGAGGCGUGGAAAGAGGGACCUUACUGCCAGAAGCACAAGCUCAGCAGCUCUGAAGUUGUGGAGGAGGAGGAUCCUCUUGUGCAUCUAUCAGAAGAUGUGAUCGCCAGAACUUACAACAUUUUUGCUAUUAUGUUUCGAUAUGCAGUAGAUAUACUGACCUGGGAAAAAGAAAGUGAAUUGCCUGAAGACUUAGAAGUGGCAGAGAAGAGUGACACCUACUACUGCAUGCUGUUUAAUGAUGAGGUUCACACCUAUGAGCAAGUCAUUUAUACCCUUCAGAAAGCUGUGAACUGUACACAGAAGGAAGCCAUUGGCUUUGCAACUACAGUUGAUCGAGAUGGCCGUAGGUCUGUCCGAUAUGGAGAUUUCCAGUACUGUGAUCAAGCAAAGACAGUCAUUGUGAGGAACACCAGCAGACAGACCAAGCCGCUCAAAGUUCAAGUUAUGCACUCCUCCGUGGCUGCUCAUCAGAAUUUUGGUUUGAAAGCUCUGUCGUGGCUGGGAAGUGUUAUUGGAUACUCAGAUGGCCUUCGCAGGAUUUUGUGUCAAGUUGGAUUACAAGAAGGUCCAGAUGGCGAAAACUCUUCUCUGGUCGACAGACUGAUGCUUAAUGAUUCCAAAUUAUGGAAAGGGGCUAGGAGUGUGUAUCACCAGUUGUUCAUGAGCAGCCUGCUCAUGGACCUCAAGUAUAAGAAGCUGUUCGCGCUUCGAUUUGCUAAAAAUUACCGGCAGUUGCAGAGGGAUUUUAUGGAGGAUGAUCACGAGCGGGCAGUGUCGGUGACUGCUCUGUCUGUCCAGUUCUUCACCGCACCGACGCUGGUGAGUAGUGCCCGCCUCUCCUCCGUGACUCAUAGCCGCCACUCCUUGCCUCUUUUUGCCUUCUUACUAGAACUAUGAGCGUUUGCAGAGAGAUUAUGUGACAGAUGACCACGACAGAGAGUUUUCAGUCGCAGACCUCUCGGUUCAGAUAUUCACAGUUCCUUCACUUGCGCGAAUGCUCCUCACAGAAGAGAACCUGAUGACCGUUAUCAUUAAGGCUUUCAUGGACCAUUUGAAACACAGAGAUGCCCAGGGCAGAUUCCAGUUUGAACGCUACACUGCCCUCCAAGCCUUCAAGUUCAGGAGAGUCCAGAGCCUCAUCUUAGAUCUCAAGUAUGUAUUGAUUAGCAAACCAACGGAGUGGUCAGAUGAGCUGAGGCAGAAGUUCUUACAAGGGUUCGAUGCCUUCUUGGAAUUACUGAAGUGCAUGCAGGGAAUGGACCCGAUCACGCGUCAGGUGGGACAGCACAUUGAGAUGGAGCCAGAGUGGGAAGCAGCCUUCACACUGCAGAUGAAGCUGACACACGUCAUCUCAAUGGUGCAGGACUGGUGUGCUCUGGACGAAAAAGUGUUAAUUGAAGCUUACAAGAAAUGCCUGGCUGUGCUGACACAGUGUCAUGGCGGAUUUACUGAUGGUGAACAGCCAAUCACACUCAGUAUUUGUGGACACUCGGUGGAAACCAUCAGAUACUGUGUUUCCCAAGAAAAAGUUAGCAUUCACCUCCCAAUUUCUCGCUUGCUUGCAGGUUUGCAUGUAUUGUUAAGCAAAAGUGAAGUGGCAUAUAAAUUUCCAGAGCUCCUACCUCUAAGUGAACUGAGCCCACCCAUGUUGAUAGAACAUCCUCUUAGAUGUCUUGUCUUAUGUGCUCAAGUGCAUGCUGGGAUGUGGAGAAGAAAUGGCUUCUCUCUAGUAAAUCAGAUCUAUUACUACCAUAAUGUGAAAUGCAGGCGAGAGAUGUUCGACAAGGACAUAGUGAUGCUUCAGACAGGUGUCUCCAUGAUGGACCCAAACCACUUCCUGAUGAUCAUGCUCAGCCGCUUUGAACUCUAUCAGCUCUUCAGCACGCCUGACUAUGGGAAGAGAUUCAGUUCUGAGGUUACCCAUAAGGACGUCGUUCAGCAGAACAACACUCUGAUCGAAGAGAUGCUCUACCUCAUCAUCAUGCUUGUGGGAGAAAGAUUCAACCCUGGGGUUGGACAGGUGGCUGCCACAGAUGAAAUCAAGAGGGAGAUUAUCCAUCAGUUGAGCAUCAAGCCUAUGGCUCACAGUGAGCUGGUGAAGUCUCUGCCUGAAGAUGAGAACAAGGAGACCGGCAUGGAGAGCGUCAUCGAGUCCGUUGCACAUUUCAAGAAACCUGGGCUCACAGGGCGAGGCAUGUAUGAGCUGAAGCCAGAGUGUGCCAAAGAGUUCAACCUGUAUUUUUAUCAUUUCUCCAGGGCAGAGCAGUCCAAGGCAGAGGAAGCUCAGCGGAAAUUGAAAAGAGAAAAUAAAGAAGAUACAGCACUCCCUCCUCCGGCUUUGCCACCGUUCUGCCCUUUGUUCGCGAGUCUGGUUAACAUCUUGCAGUGUGACGUCAUGCUGUACAUCAUGGGAACGAUCCUGCAGUGGGCUGUAGAGCAUCACGGGUCUGCCUGGUCAGAGUCCAUGCUACAGAGGGUGCUGCAUUUGAUCGGGAUGGCUCUCCAGGAAGAGAAGCACCACUUGGAGAACGCCGUGGAAGGGCACGUGCAGACCUUCACCUUCACACAGAAGAUUUCAAAGCCUGGUGAUGCACCACAUAACUCCCCGAGCAUCCUAGCUAUGCUGGAGACCUUGCAGAACGCCCCCUCCCUGGAAGCCCACAAGGACAUGAUCAGGUGGUUGCUAAAGAUGUUUAAUGCAAUUAAGAAGAUAAGAGAGUGUUCAUCCAGCAGCCCUGUGGCCGAGGCGGAGGGAACCAUAAUGGAGGAGAGCUCAAGAGACAAGGACAAAGCAGAGAGGAAAAGAAAAGCCGAGAUCGCCAGACUGCGCCGGGAGAAGAUCAUGGCCCAGAUGUCUGAGAUGCAGCGGCACUUCAUUGACGAAAACAAAGAGCUCUUCCAGCAGACCCUAGAGCUGGACACCUCUGCCUCUGCCACUCUUGACAGCAGCCCUCCCGUUUCAGACGCAGCUCUUACAGCACUGGGCCCAGCACAGACACAGGUCCCUGAACCGAGACAGUUUGUCACCUGUAUAUUAUGUCAAGAGGAGCAAGAGGUGACUGUGGGAAGCAGGGCGAUGGUCUUGGCAGCGUUUGUUCAGAGGUCAACGGUUCUGUCAAAAGACAGGACGAAAACCAUCGCGGACCCAGAAAAAUAUGAUCCAUUAUUCAUGCACCCCGAUCUGUCUUGUGGGACACACACUGGCAGCUGUGGGCACGUUAUGCAUGCCCAUUGUUGGCAAAGGUAUUUUGAUUCCGUUCAAGCCAAGGAGCAGCGAAGGCAGCAGCGGCUGCGCUUGCACACUAGCUACGAUGUAGAGAAUGGCGAGUUCCUCUGCCCGCUCUGUGAGUGCCUGAGCAACACGGUGAUCCCCCUGCUGCUUCCUCCCAGGAGCAUCCUCAGCAGGAGGUUAAAUUUUUCAGACCAACCAGAUCUGGCACAGUGGACGAGAGCAGUAACACAGCAGAUAAAGGUGGUCCAGAUGCUGAGGAGAAAGCACAAUGCUGCUGACACGUCUUCUUCAGAGGACACAGAAGCCAUGAAUAUAAUACCGAUCCCCGAAGGCUUCAGGCCUGAUUUUUAUCCUAGGAACCCAUAUUCUGAUAGCAUAAAAGAAAUGUUAACGACAUUUGGAACGGCUGCUUACAAGGUGGGACUGAAGGUUCAUCCUAAUGAAGGUGACCCCCGUGUGCCCAUCCUGUGCUGGGGGACCUGUGCAUACACCAUCCAGAGCAUAGAAAGAAUUUUGAGUGAUGAGGAGAAGCCUGUUUUUGGACCUCUGCCUUGUAGACUGGACGACUGUCUCAGGUCGUUAACACGGUUUGCAGCAGCACAUUGGACAGUGGCGUUACUUCCUGUGGUACAAGGACACUUCUGUAAACUCUUUGCAUCCUUGGUGCCUAGUGACAGCUAUGAAGACCUCCCGUGCAUACUAGACAUCGACAUGUUUCACUUGCUGGUGGGCCUGGUGCUCGCUUUCCCAGCUCUGCAGUGUCAGGAUUUUUCAGGAAGCAGCCUGGCCACUGGGGACCUGCACAUCUUCCACUUGGUUACCAUGGCACACAUCGUACAGAUCUUACUUACCUCAUGUACAGAAGAGAAUGGCAUGGAUCAAGAGAAUCCCACUGGGGAAGAAGAACUGGCCAUUCUCUCUUUGCACAAAACACUUCACCAGUAUACUGGAAGUGCCUUGAAAGAAGCCCCCUCCGGCUGGCACCUGUGGAGGAGCGUCCGGGCCGCCAUCAUGCCUUUCCUCAAGUGCUCUGCUUUGUUUUUCCACUAUUUAAAUGGAGUCCCGGCCCCUCCAGACCUUCAAGUUUCUGGAACAAGCCAUUUUGAACACUUAUGUAACUACCUUUCCCUACCAACCAACCUCAUUCACCUUUUUCAAGAAAACAGUGACAUCAUGAACUCCCUGAUUGAAAGUUGGUGCCAGAACAGUGAAGUUAAACGGUAUCUAAAUGGCGAGAGAGGAGCGAUAAGCUACCCCAGAGGAGCUAACAAACUGAUAGACCUUCCAGAGGAUUACAGCAGCCUCAUUAACCAAGCAUCCAAUUUCUCGUGCCCCAAAUCAGGUGGCGACAAGAGCAGAGCUCCUACUCUGUGCCUCGUGUGUGGGAGUCUCCUCUGCUCUCAGAGUUACUGCUGCCAAGCUGAGCUGGAGGGUGAGGACGUCGGAGCCUGCACAGCACACACCUACUCCUGCGGCUCCGGGGCCGGCAUCUUCCUGAGAGUGCGGGAAUGUCAGGUGCUAUUUUUAGCUGGCAAAACCAAAGGAUGUUUUUAUUCUCCUCCUUACCUUGACGACUAUGGAGAGACCGACCAGGGACUCAGACGAGGAAAUCCUUUACAUUUAUGCCAAGAGCGGUUUCGAAAGAUCCAGAAGCUCUGGCAGCAGCAUAGUAUCACAGAGGAGAUCGGACACGCGCAGGAGGCUAACCAGACCCUGGUCGGAAUUGACUGGCAGCAUUUAUAAUCGCUCCUCUACUAAAAACUUGACUUGGAGUUUUGUAACACAGCUGGCUUUUCCAGAAAGACAACAGGAAAUAAGUUCGGCUGAAUCUAUUUUGAAAUAAAUUCUUUAUUUAAGCUUUUCUUCCCAGUUUUAUUUUUCUAGUCUGGCUCCAGGGACUGAUAAAAGUCAUUUCUGCCAGAUUUUAUUGCUGUGUCCCUUAGACGGACGUCCCCUGGGUUGAGAGCCCUUUCUAGACCGGAGUCUAGCUCCUUUGGACGCUGCCUGCUUCAGCUGCAGUAGCCUGAGCCAGUCAACAUUGCUGAUGGUGUCAAGCUUGCUGGCUGUCCACCAGAGGCCAAAAGGAGCCCUGGGGCCUGUCAGGAGGACAUGUCCCACCAUGGUUCCUGAGACUGGGAUGCGGUUCAGCUCUGGGACUAGACCUCACCUCCAGAGCAAAGCAAGUCAAUUUGAAGACAGGACUCGCUUCCCCCUAUGGCCUAGAGAGCUGGGGACUCUAACAGGAGAGCAGCCGGCUUUUCAUGGCUGUAGAUGGUUGGUCAAGACUUUUAGCUUUGAAAGCAUUACUCAAUUAAAGGGCUUUUUGAAAUGUAAAGGACCUCCUAGUUUUUCAGACUAUAGCCUUCUGCUCCAAGGCUAAACAGAGAGCAUGUGCGCACCCUCAAGCAGACCACAGCAGACAAGUAAGAGCUCGGCUGAGUACAGUGCUCCAAGCCUGCAAUCCCAGCUCUCAGGAUGCUUAGGCAGCACUAGGAGUUCAAGGCUAGCUCCAACUGUGUUACAAGCUUGCGGCCAGCGUGGGUAACUUGAGGAGACCCUGUCUCAAACCAAACGAAAUCCAGAAGGCAGUGUUUUGAGCUGCCUGCCCUGCCCUGCCCUGCCCUGCCCUGCCCUGCCCUGCCCCGCCCCGCCCCGCUCCGCCCCGCAUCUGGAUCAGAUGUGUUGCUGCUUGUCUGCUGGUUGAUCUAGGACAUUCCUCAGCCUGUGCACACAAACGCCUGUUCUUUUUAUUCUAAGAGCAGCCUUUCUAGAACUAUAGCUACUUGGUGCCACAGUUACGGCUCUGGCACACCGCACACCUAUUUCCUCGUCUGACGGAUAUCCGUCACAUUCAGAGAAGUCACAUAGACAUGGUGACAGCAGGUUCAGCAGAGGGAUGAACUCCAGUCUCCAGGAACAGAAAGGGGCUUUCAGCUUCUCUAACCAUCAAAGAACCUCUCACUCAGCCUUUCAAAUCACAUCCACUCAGCUCUAUCCAUGCCUCCGUGUCUCAGGAGAGUCAGAAAUCCAGACCAGAGGCUCAAAGAAAUGCAGGUAGCACAGUCUCCAGGAUCAUGUGAGGAGCUGCCUCCCCUUCAAAGGAUGGACUUCAGUUAGCUCUUCAGCGCGGCCCAGGCUCAGGACAGAGAGUUUGUAAUGGAAGCCCAAGCUAGACUCCGUGCUCUCCCUUUGUCUCGCCUUCCCUUGGCAUAGUCAGACUGGGCUGUGGAUGGUGAUGCUUUCGACCUUUGGCACAUGCCGUUUCUUUAGAUUUUAAGUUCAGCUUCUGUUGGCUCUUCACCUUCCGUUCACAAGGCUUAACUGUAAAGUUAUGGGAACGUCUCUAGACUUGAGCCUAGUGCUAGAACACUUGCCUAGUGUGACUGAGGGCCUAGGUUCAGCCCUGGUACCAACCCAAAAGGAAAAAAAAAAAAUCAUGAGCACAGCUUGCUUCUAAACAGGCUGAAAACAUCUGCUUUCUCACCUGACUCCACAGGAGCCUGGGAUUAGCAGAGGUGGCCCUGUGUUUCACUCCUGGGAACAUCAGGGUCUGGGCAGUGACUUCCCAGGGAAUGGCAGUCCUCACACUGUGGCAAUGUCAUGUCCUCCCCCUACCGACACGUCUUACUUCCACUUGUUCCGCAUGUUUUUGUUGUAGAAAUGUUUAUAUACCAUGCUUUCCAUAUCAGGGGAGAUCAUGUGUUUAAUAAAUUGGCUAUAAUUUUAAUAUCUGUGGACAAUUGUAAAAUUUGGGAUGUAUCAUAUGUAAAAAGUAAAGAUAUUCAAAUAAAUGCUUUAGUGUUGA
Mus musculus (house mouse) is the source of this 7840-nucleotide messenger RNA. RefSeq names its product ubiquitin protein ligase E3 component n-recognin 2 (gene Ubr2). Gene Ontology annotation, biological process: cellular response to L-leucine; proteasome-mediated ubiquitin-dependent protein catabolic process; ubiquitin-dependent protein catabolic process via the N-end rule pathway. The record is from RefSeq and is a predicted model, not a curated record. The coding region runs from base 1798 to 5778 and encodes 1326 amino acids. The transcript has 47 exons. Gene Ontology annotation, cellular component: chromosome; ubiquitin ligase complex; nucleus. Gene Ontology annotation, molecular function: L-leucine binding; zinc ion binding; ubiquitin protein ligase activity. NCBI's taxonomy places the organism in Eukaryota, Metazoa, Chordata, Mammalia, Rodentia, Muridae.